AUGUAUGGUGGUGGUGGAAGUGUGGAACUGUGGAAGCUUACUGAAAUUAUAGAGAGCAAUCAAAAUAUAAGUGGAAGUGGAACUGGACCUCUUCCAUCUUCAACAGUGGAUGAACAAGGAGUACAAACCCCAGGCAUUGAGACAAGUGCUCAACAGCCUAUGGCCACUCCUAAAGUUCCUGCUGUUAAGAAGAAGAAGGAAUUAGAGUCUAGAUACAUAGUGUGGGAGCACUUUGAACAGAUCAAAGAUCCUGAAACUAAAAAAGUGCUUAAAGGCAAAUGCCUUUACUGUGCAAAAGAGUAUUUUUGUGAAACUAAAAAACAUGGCACAUCAUCAUUAAGAAAUCAUAUGGCCAGUUGUCUUAAAAAUCCACGUUCAAAGGAUACAAGGCAGUCUCUACUCACAUUCAACACUCUGUCCACUUCUGAGGGUGGAACAGAGGCUCCUGGGGGUGUUUUGGGGACAUGGGUAUUUAAUCAAGAUGCCAUUAGGAGGGCCCUUUAUGAGAUGAUAAUCAUAGAUGAGCUCCCUUUUAGGUUUAUAGAGGGCCAGGGGUUCAAGAGGUUUAUUCUGGUUGCUUGUCCUAGGUUUCUUAUCCCUUCUAGGUGGACCAUUUCUAGGGACAUCUACCAAAUUUUUCUUGAUGAGAGGCUAAACCUUAAGAAGUUGUUUAGAGUGGGAACUCAAAGGGUUAAUCUAACAACUGAUACAUGGACUUCUGUCCAGAGAAUCAAUUAUAUGUGCAUUACUGCACAUUUUUUAGAUGACCAGUGGAAGCUUCAUAAAAAAAUUAUAUCCUUUGUCCCAGUUUCUUCUCAUAAGGGGGAGUGCAUUGCAAAAGCCCUAGAGAGUUGUUUAUUAGAGUGGGGAAUUAAGAAUGUGUUUACUGUAACAGUGGAUAAUGCUUCCUCUAAUGACACAGUUAUGGGGUUUUUUAAGAGUAAACUGUUGUCUUGGGGUUCUUCUUCUGUUAAGGUUCAGUACAUGCACAUGAGGUGCAUAGCCCAUAUCCUCAAUUUAGUGGUCCAAGAUGGGUUGAAGUUUGCAGAUGAGUCAGUCAAGAGGGUGAGGGAUGCAGUGAGAUGGGUUAGGAACUCACCAGCUAGGCUGACAAAGUUCAGGGAGUUUGCUGAACUGUUUGGUGUGGAAGCUAAAUCAGCUUUGCAUCUUGAUGUCCCUACAAGGUGGAACAGCACCUACAUUAUGCUCAACACUGCAGUUCAAUAUCAAGUAGUGUUUGAUGCAUAUGAGAGAAAUGACCCAUCUUAUUCUGCUGACUUGGGGAGUGCUCCUACCUUCUUGGAUUGGUGUUCUGUGGAAAGCUUAGUGAAGCUGUUGAAAGCAUUUUAUGAUAUGACAGUGAGGAUCUCUGGUUCACUUUAUGUCACAUCCAACACAUUCUUCUCUGAGAUCUCUGAUCUCAGUUGA
Molecule: messenger RNA, 1428 nt
Organism: Ipomoea nil (Japanese morning glory)
Lineage: Eukaryota; Viridiplantae; Streptophyta; Magnoliopsida; Solanales; Convolvulaceae
Product: zinc finger BED domain-containing protein RICESLEEPER 2-like
Exons: 2
Coding region: 1-1428 (475 amino acids)
Molecular function (GO): DNA binding
Source: RefSeq, a predicted model, not a curated record